AUGAAGAGAGAAACAACAUAUGCACUCUCUUUUCUUGUUCUCUUACUCUUUUCUAUAUUACUUUUCAACUUCGUGUACCCUUUUGAUCGACAGCUUCUUUCUCGCUUUGCUUUCUUACCACAUAAAUCAACACUCUUCAGAGCCUGCGACUAUUCCAAUGGCCAUUGGGUAUUGGAUGAAACAUACCCACGUCAAUUGUACGAUGAAAACUGUCCCUUUCUUGAUCCUGGAUUUCGGUGCCACCAAAAUGGACGCAAAAAUGUAAGUUUUCGUAAAUGGAGAUGGCAACCUCAUGGCUGUGACAUUCCCCGAUUCAAUGCCAGAGAUAUCCUAGAAAAGAAUCGCAAUGGACGCAUUGUGUUUGCGGGUGAUUCGGUGGGAAGAAACCAAUGGGAGUCUUUACUAUGCAUGCUGACCAAAGGGGUUUCAAAUGUAUCUGAAAUAUAUGAAGUGAAUGGAAGUCCCAUUAGCAAACACAAGGGUUACCUGGCCAUGAGGUUUAAGGAAUAUAACACGACAGUAGAGUACUACAGGGUACCCUUCUUGUGUAGAAUAGGUCGUCCACCACUUAACUCUUCCAAUCAUGUUCGAAGUACUAUCAGGCUUGACGAGUUGCACUGGUAUUCCAAUAAAUGGGUAGGAGCAAAUGUUCUUAUUUUCAAUUCAGGGCAUUGGUGGAACCAAGACAAGACUAUCAAGUCGAGCAUCUACUUCCAGGAAGGAGGAAAGGUAAACAUGACGAUGAACGUGAAGGAAGCAUUUACGAGAUUCCUACAGACAUGGAAAUCAUGGGCACUGCAUAAUCUAGAUCCUGGCAGUUUCGUCUUCUUUCGUAGCUAUUCCUCCGUUCAUUUCAGGAAUGGCACAUGGGAUGAUGGAGGACACUGUCACAAGGAGAAACAGCCAGAAAAUGACCCCACAAAACUUGAAACUGAACCAUAUUACAACAUAUUUAUAUCUGAUGUUGUCAAAGAGAUGCAAUAUGGGAACCGGAAAGCCCACUUUUUGAACAUCACAUAUCUUUCAGAGUUCAGGAUAGAUGGUCACCCUUCCAAGUAUCGGGAACCAGGCACUCCACCUAAUGCCCCACAGGACUGUAGCCACUGGUGCUUACCAGGAGUGCCAGACACGUGGAAUGAACUUCUCUAUGCCCAACUCCUAUCUGAGAAAUUUGAUAUCAACAAAAAUUUUCCAGAGAGAGGAUAACAAAGCGGUCCAAUUUUCAU
Messenger RNA from Cajanus cajan (pigeon pea), 1226 nucleotides. RefSeq names its product protein trichome birefringence-like 8. Gene Ontology annotation, cellular component: Golgi apparatus. The record is from RefSeq and is a predicted model, not a curated record. NCBI's taxonomy places the organism in Eukaryota, Viridiplantae, Streptophyta, Magnoliopsida, Fabales, Fabaceae. Gene Ontology annotation, molecular function: O-acetyltransferase activity.